Molecule: messenger RNA, 1611 nt
Organism: Pezoporus occidentalis (night parrot)
Lineage: Eukaryota; Metazoa; Chordata; Aves; Psittaciformes; Psittacidae
Product: SH2 domain-containing adapter protein F-like
Exons: 7
Coding region: 164-1594 (476 amino acids)
Molecular function (GO): phosphotyrosine residue binding
Source: RefSeq, a predicted model, not a curated record
GGACCGGGGCAGCGGGGCAGACGCAGGGGGAGGGGGGAGCCCCGCUCGGAGCAGCCGGCGCGGUGGCUCCGGCAGGUGGCACUGGCCGCCUCCCCCGGCCGCCUCCCCCGCUCCCCCCCCCGGCCCGGGCUCCGCCGCCGUCUCGUUCAGUCCGGCAGCGCCGAUGCUGCUGAACGGAGCUGCGGCCGGCUCGGAGCGAGGCGGCGGCGCUGGGGCCGGGGCCGGAGGGGCCCCGCAGUGCGUAGGCACCAUGGCCCGCUGGCUCCGCGAGCACCUGGGCUUCCGCAGCGCCAAGCCCGCGCCCCCCGCGCCGCCCAAGCCCGACUACCGCGCCGGGCCGCCGCCGCAGCCGCCCCCGCCGCCCGGGGGCGACGCCGAGCCGUUGGCCGCCGCCCAACCCGACAUCGUGGCGGCCUACCGGUUGCAAAAGGAGCGCGACUUCGAGGACCCCUAUAGUGGGCCGCCUCCGCCCGCCGCCCCCGACGGGCCCCGGUACGUUUCGCCCAAACACCGGCUCAUCAAGGUGGAGGCGGUGGAGAAAGUGCCCGCCAGCCCCCCGCCUCUGACAUCCGCCGCCCCCAGCUCGCCGCCAGCCGGCCCCGAGCUGCCCGAUGAGCCACCGCAGGAGCUGGCUGUCCUGGAGGACUAUGCAGAUCCCUUUGAUGCGGCGCAGGUGGCAGGUAGCCAGGCAGGGCUGGAGAAGGUGACAGAAAAUGAUGGAUACAUGGAGCCGUAUGAAGCGCAGAAGAUGAUGGCUGAGAUCCGCCAGAAAGGCUUACGGGAGGCUCCUGCCCGGCCGCUGCACCUCUACGACACUCCCUAUGAGCCUGUGCUUGGAGGGCUGGACAUGGAUGGUGACCGCCCAGCUUGCCCCAGGCCCAGGGAGUCCCGGCUGCCGGAGGAUGAUGAGCGGCCACCAGAGGAGUAUGACCAGCCCUGGGAGUGGAAGAAGGAGCGGAUCUCCAAAGCCUUUGCAGUUGAAAUCAAGGUCAUUAAAGACCUGCCAUGGCCACCGCCAGUGGGACAGCUCGACAGCAGUGAAAGCCCCGCGGACAGUGAGGCUGGUGCCUCUGUCCCUCCGCAGCAUGGCCAGCCCGGCUACGAAGACGCCAAUGGUCCAUCGGAGGGGCUGGGGUAUGGUCGCACUUCACCCUGCAGGGAGGAGAAGGCCAGGGCUGCCCUGAGGCAUGGCUCCAGCAGUCUAAAAAGCACGAAGACGCUCAUCGCCGAGCCUGGCCCCUUUGUUGGGGAGAGGAUUGACCCUGCCCUGCCCCUGGAGAGCCAGUGCUGGUACCAUGGGGCCAUCAGCCGGACGGAUGCAGAGGCUCUGCUGAGGCUGUGCAAGGAGGCCAGCUACUUGGUGCGCAACAGCGAGACCAGCAAGAAUGAUUUCUCCCUCUCCUUGAAGAGCAGCCAGGGCUUCAUGCACAUGAAAUUGUCCCGGACCCAAGAGAACAAGUACGUGCUGGGUCAGCACAGCCCACCCUUCGACAGCGUGCCAGAGAUCAUUCAUCACUAUGCGAGCCGAAAGCUGCCCAUCAAGGGGGCUGAGCACAUGUCCUUGCUCUACCCGGUGGCUAUCCGUACCCUAUAGUACUCACCAUCCACGAA